AUGGCAGAUGUUUUGUUGCAGCUUUCUGAGGAUCCUAAUCUUGAGGUCAAACUCACAAGGGAUUGUGUCAAGGGGUUAAUGCAGGACCUACUAACAGGUGGCACAGACACCUCAUCAACCACAGUCGAAUGGGCAUUUCAUGAAAUUAUUAAAAACCCACACAUAAUUGAGAAGGCAACUGAAGAGCUUGAUAGAGUUAUUGGUAGAGAUAGAUGGGUGGAAGAAAAUGACUUCCUCAAAUUGCCUUAUAUAGAAGCUAUAAUCAAAGAAACCCAAAGAUUACAUCCACUUGCUACGAUGCUCGCGCCACAUUUUGCCAUUGAAGACUGUAAUGUAUCAGGUUACGAUAUCUCUAAAGGAACGACAGUCCUGAUAAACGUAUGGAGCAUAGGAAGGAACCCCAAAUAUUGGGAUGCACCGCAACAAUUCUUGCCAGAAAGGUUUUUGGACAAGAAAAUUGACAUGUUAGGACAAAAUUUUGCUCUGUUGCCAUUCGGGUCGGGUCGUCGGAGAUGUCCCGGGUACAAUUUGGGACUUAAGAUUAUUCGUUCAACGUUGGCCAACUUGUUACAUGGAUUUAACUGGAAAUUGCCUCAGAAUAUGAAGCCCAAAGAUGUAUGCUUAGAGGAGGAGGCGCCACAUGUGCGCCUUGAAGUGAUAGCUGUCACUCAAGUAAAACCCAAAAAUCUUUUUGAAUAA
This is a messenger RNA of Fraxinus pennsylvanica, 699 nucleotides long. The record is from the annotation of a GenBank genome assembly. Lineage: Eukaryota; Viridiplantae; Streptophyta; Magnoliopsida; Lamiales; Oleaceae.